Molecule: messenger RNA, 1461 nt
Organism: Armigeres subalbatus
Lineage: Eukaryota; Metazoa; Arthropoda; Insecta; Diptera; Culicidae
Product: cuticle protein 7-like
Exons: 4
Coding region: 142-789 (215 amino acids)
Cellular component (GO): extracellular matrix
Source: RefSeq, a predicted model, not a curated record
UAUCUCCGGUCCCAACCAACAACGGGGUGGAGUGUGGUAUAAAAGCACCCGGGCGCAAUCAGACCGAUAUCAUUCACAGUUCAGAACUCGUCGUCGAGCGUUAGUUGCAAUUGCAAAACAAAACAAACUAAAUCACUAAAAAUGGCUUUCUGCAAAACCGUCGUCUGCCUGGCUUUCCUCGGAGUCGCCGCCGCUGGACUCGUUCCAUUGGCCACUGAAUACAAGGGAGAUUACUAUUCUCACCCACAGUACUCCUUCAACUAUGGAGUCCAUGAUGGUCUGACCGGCGAUGUUAAGUCCCAGGUCGAGAGCCGUGAUGGAGAUGUUGUGAAGGGACAGUACUCCCUGGUCGAACCCGAUGGUUCCGUCCGCACUGUCGACUACACCGCCGAUGAUGUCAACGGAUUCAACGCUGUCGUCUCCAAGUCUGGCCCAUCGGUCCAUGCCGCUCCAGCUGUCGUCAAGACCGUUGCUGCUCCAGUUGCCUACAGCGCCCCAGCCGUCGUUAAGACCGUCGCUGCCCCAGCCGUCUACUCGCAUGCUGCUCCAGCUGUCUACUCCCAUGCCGCUCCAGCUGUGUACUCCCAUGCCGCUCCAGCUGUCUACUCGCAUGCUGCCCCAGUCGCCUACGCCCCAGCUCCAGCUGUCGUCAAGACCGUUGCUGCCCCAGCCGUCUACUCGCACGCUGCCCCAGUUGCCUACGCUCAUUCCCCAGCUGUGUACGCUGCUCACGCCCCAGCUGUCUACGGACACGCUUACGCCCCAGCUCACGCCGCUCUCCACUACUAAACUUCGCCAUAGUCAAAUCCUCAUAUCUCAAUGAGCAGUCGCCUCUACAGCUGCUACCCUCCACGGACAUACUGCCAAAUAUUAUUUAUUUCCUCUGAUCCCUGACACUAUCUCCCGCACAUCUUCAACGCCCCCUCAUCUACCCGACCGGGAUAGCACCUUUACGGGCGACUGCAGCUUCGAAACAAUGGACAACGACACAAAACUCUAUCUCUUGGAUUGUAUGUAUAUAGUAUGAAACGGCGGAAGAAAGAUGGGCGAUCGAACGGAAAGACCUAACGCUGCCACCGGUUCUGAAACGUGAUUGUACUUUUCGCUGUCAUCGCUUAUCUGAAUUCCCGCUUCCACAAUCCAGACACGAAGGUGCACCCACCUACCGAUUAGGAAAAUGGAAAUUAUUGCGACGUGCAUCUUCAACUUCCACUAGAUUUCCCCGUUUGGACUUGGCUGCCGCCGAUUCAACCGGAUCGAAGAUGCAAACGUACGCCCACAGCAACACUAGCUCGAACAAUACUCAUAUGUACACAAUCGAUUGGGAUGAUUUAAUGCUCCUUUUGUGACGACGAUAAGUGACUUAACCUAAAUGUGAAGAAACGAAUUUGUACAGAGAUGAAACACUGAUGAUGAUAUUAAUUAGGAUAAUAAAACAAACUAUAAAUCGCUGAAAAAUAA